Dufourea novaeangliae is the source of this 2565-nucleotide messenger RNA. RefSeq lists its product as uncharacterized. The transcript is spliced from 3 exons. Lineage: Eukaryota; Metazoa; Arthropoda; Insecta; Hymenoptera; Halictidae. Bases 143 to 2509 code for a protein of 788 amino acids. The record is from RefSeq and is a predicted model, not a curated record.
GAAAAAGCUCAAGACCCAGAAAAUUAUCGAUUCUCAAGUUCCACGGAUCUGCCAUCGAGAAUACUGCGGUAAAUUUAAUCGAGGGGGCACGUAAACAGUAGUUCAUUGUCCCCGGAUGUUUUUGGUAACCAAGAAAAGGUAAAUGGAGGACUCGAGAAGACAGAAUCUCAAGGAGGACGAUGACGUCAGUGUGAUCGCGAUAAUAGGAAAAGAAAAAAAUCGAACUACGACGCAACGGGAAAUCGUGGAGUCAGAUAUGACGGAGGAUCGGUUGCAGGAAGAUCCACGAAUGUUCGAGUUAGGCGAUGAACGGUCGAAGAUGGCACUCCGGAAACGGCUGGACCUAGAGCCGUUAUCGACGGAGCAGCAGGAGUCGACGACGGAUUACAAAGGGAUCGAGAUUUUGCAGAAACUUCCCCCGGGAACGAUCGAGAUCAAGCAGGAUAAAAAGUACAAGGACGACAGCGAUUACGUGAGAGAUUCCACGGAGAGCAGUAGCGGAGGUUCUACUUCCGGUGCAACCACGAAACUAAGGAGAGUUCAUCGAGCGACGAGAAAGAAUCGUGGGACAGGAGAGAUUCGAAGGAAUCCAAUACGUGUGACAAAGAAAGAUCCAGACAAGGAUUUUCCCAGACCAAGGAAGCAAUUGCUCUCAGCGAAGAGGAAAGGAUCAUUCUUUGAUCUGGAGCCCAGCAAACGAGGAAGGUCUUCUACAAUGCCUUACAUGAAUACACGAUCUGUCACACGAAAAAUGUACAAUGUAGGGGCCACUUAUCAAGCGCCAACAGUAAGGGAUGAAAUGGAAUGGAAAGAAUGGCCAGUGCAUGGAAUGCACGAAAGACCAGUCUUUCAUCCCGAGGUGGGUUUAGCCGCAGAAUACUUGGGUCGUUACUACACUAGCCUUAAUGGACUUUCUUAUCGCGAGAUAGUAGAUCGUCCUGAAAUAGAAGUAGUAUCUGUAGAUCCUCACUGUGAUUUCCUCCCGUCAUCUGGCGAAAAGAAACGAUACAAAAACACGAGGACCAACCGAAACGUUUCGAACGCUACAAACGCAAAAGCAUCUUCUUCUGGAAGGCAUAAAUCCUUUCAGAGCUGUAUGCACGAAAGUUUCCAUUCUGUCCUCGGUUAUUGUUCGCAGGUGAUGACCUCCACCUACAAAACCAACAUAGGGGAUAAGAUCAAAAAGUUAAAUGAGAAGAAAAAUUUGUUCAGCAUCGCCAAAGAGCCAGAGAAGCAAUUUGUUGCGAUUACCGCAGAGUCAAUCAUGAAGAACGAGCUGUCCAUCACAUGUAAAGAGAAUUCCCAGAAACCAGUGGAAACGAACAAAAUGUUGGACAACUAUCCUGUGACUAUGAUGUCCCAGAACAUUAAGACAUUUAAUCAAGUGCCAAAAACGCGAUUGUUCCCCGCGCAAAAAGUGUACGUAGCCAAUUCUCAAAGGUCUAUUGCCUUCACCAACCUGAAGACCUUUCAGGGCAGGCAAAUGAAGAUACAGGACAUGGUACGACCUUCGAACAAUCCUCUGAUACUGGUGAAUACCUCAGAAUCGAAGGAUGCUCAGAUUUUGAGACCCCUGCCUAACAACAUGAAUCUAAUAAAACUGGAGGACACUGUCAGUAAUGAGUCUUUGUUCGAUAUACCUUCGGUGUGCAAGAACGCGAUCCCCAGCGACGACCAGCCAGAGAGUUCGAAGGCGAAACAAGCUACCAUGAAACGUGGAAACAAAGUGGAGUUUACAGUCACGAAGUAUCUUCUCGACAGCUCGCAGCAAACCAAAAACCAGGUGGCAAAAGAGAUGACCAGUAGUGAAACAAAGCUAUCCUGCGAUACUGCCAGUAAGGAUGUAAAUACAAAGACAGUGCCCGAUGGUCUGACCAAGACUUGGUGCACCAAUGACGCGUCUGAGAUCGCGAAAAUCCUGUCCGAAUACAACAAGAGUAGUACGAAGAAACCAGCUAUUGGAAACCAAGGAUUCUACACCAAUUUGAAAAACAUGAGGGUGAAGACAGUGUCCAAUAAAGAUGAGGGUACGAAACAGUGUGCUCAGGAGAACAGUUUGGAGAGAAAUGUGAACGUGACGUUUCCUCAGGGCAAGUGGAGACGAUUCCAUUUUACAGUAGAGAAGAUGAAAGACAUAAAGGGAGGCUUGAAUGAAAAAAAGCUCCUGUCAGCAGUGUCCAACAGACAGUCAUUGUUCAAGAUUGAUCAAGCGACUGUGGACUCUACGUCAGAGAAAAAGACUGAAGAUUUGAAACACUUGGAACCAGCUCAAAAGUCACAAUCAAGUGCAACGAACGUGGAAAGAAAGGAAAAUAUCUCAAUGAACAAUGUAGUAGAUGCAACAGCGAUGAAAACUCAUUCGUUGCAAGAACUGUUAGAAAAUACAGCGAUCCUAUACUGUGCAGCUACUGGAAGUCACCAGGAUGACCUGGCUAACUACAUCGACAGUCUGGAUGCUGCUCAGAGCAUAGAAUGGCUGGAAACGUGCAAAAAUUUGACUAUCCAGUAGUUCUGCAACUCAGACCCAAAAGACCGUUCGGAAUUUUAUACACAUUUCUUUUGUAA